Molecule: messenger RNA, 423 nt
Organism: Podarcis lilfordi (Lilford's wall lizard)
Lineage: Eukaryota; Metazoa; Chordata; Lepidosauria; Squamata; Lacertidae
Source: the annotation of a GenBank genome assembly
AUGUCUCUGUUUGGAAGAGGCCUUCCCUCUGGAGAGAAGGGAAUCCGGAAGUCCUUAGACUCCAACUCCCAUCAGCCCUUGCUGCCAGCAAUGGCCAGUGAUGUUGGGGGUUUGAAUGUGACAUUGUCCGAAGGGCCACGGGGUCUCAAGAAAGGGGCAAAGGCCUUAACCCAAACUGGGAUCAAUGAAAGAUUAUAUCUGUAUAUCCCCCUGCUCUCGCUGUCCCUCUGGCUUCUGGGGGAAGCAGGUAGACGUCUACCUUGGCCCUCUCAUUGCUCCAUGCAGAGACUUAGGGUCACAUUACAAUUUUUGAAUAUGUGCAUGCAGGAAAAUGAAAGCUUUUGUGUGUGUUGGUGGGGUGUGGAUAGUUUAAAUCCUCCCAGGGCCACCAAAUGUAAGUCCAGUUCUGCGUUCCCAAGCUGA